Molecule: messenger RNA, 1181 nt
Organism: Lates calcarifer (barramundi perch)
Lineage: Eukaryota; Metazoa; Chordata; Actinopteri; Centropomidae
Product: dual specificity protein phosphatase 14
Exons: 3
Coding region: 476-1009 (177 amino acids)
Biological process (GO): protein dephosphorylation
Cellular component (GO): cytoplasm
Molecular function (GO): MAP kinase tyrosine/serine/threonine phosphatase activity
Source: RefSeq, a predicted model, not a curated record
AUACAAAUAAAUCACACUCUCUGAUUCUUUAUUUUAAUUUUGGUCAAAAAAUGGAAACAAUUCUGCUACGGGUGCUUUUAUUUUGAAAUCCACGACCGGAAGUUGCUUGUUAUUUAAGCCUGAAUGAAAAUCUGUUCUUGUCCAUUAAAUCAGGAGCGAACAGGUGAGCUGACCUCAGUCCUGUCCACCACAGUCUGCUUCACUGCCUGACGCUAACACUGGACGCUCUGAUAGCUACAAACCUCAAACCAAACUCCACUCAAAAAAUGGCAGAAAAUACAUUUGUUUGUGUUUUGGCAAAAGUAAAGCUGCUAGUUUGAUUCUUCGGACAUGUGAGGAAAUGUUAGAACCCUCUCUUGCAUUUGGCAUCAAACACAUCAAAGGAACAACGUUGUAUAUUGUACAUUUCGUGUUUUUGUAGUUGUUCCGUGUUACGUUCGUCCAGGAAAACUCACCGGAAUCAUGGUCACUGGUCAUGUCGGUCUCUCAGGUCUCUCCUGGUCUGUACCUGAGCGAUCUGGCCUCGGCCCUGAGGCCCAGCGUGUUGACCAGUAGGAACAUCACCCUUAUUGUUAAUGCCAGCGGACUGGAGGACAUGUCCUACCCACAGUUGGAUGGACUCCAGGUGCUCCACAUCCCAGUCCAGGAUCAACCUCAUGCCCCCCUGAGACAGUACUUUGACCCCGUGGCUGAACGGAUCAACCAGAACCAGACAGGAAGGACUUUGGUCCACUGCACUGCCGGCAGGAGCCGAUCCCCUGCUCUGAUCAUGGCCUACCUGAUGAGGUUUGAAGGCCUCAGCCUCCGUCAGGCUCACGAGCAGGUUCUGGAGCAGCGACCCUUCAUCAGACCCAACGCUGGUUUCUGGAGACAGCUGAUCGACUAUGAACGGACUCUGUUCAGCAGGAACUCGGUGCAGAUGGUGAGGACGUCCAGCGGAGUCCUGCCCGAGGCUUUGCAGGACUCGGAGGACUCUAGCACCACCGCAGCGUACUGUGUUAAUGUUUGAUGACAUUAGAGCCACAAAGGUCCAAGACCAGAACCAGAGAUGGUCUUUAACUGUUUGGUCAGUGAUGUUGAAACAGCUCUUUGAAAUGUCUUUUAUUUUGAAAGUUUCAGCCAGGUGUUUUGGGUUACCUGCUUGACUGAUAAGCUUCAGACCAUAAACCGUGUUUACCUCA